Populus nigra (black poplar) is the source of this 997-nucleotide messenger RNA. RefSeq lists its product as uncharacterized. NCBI's taxonomy places the organism in Eukaryota, Viridiplantae, Streptophyta, Magnoliopsida, Malpighiales, Salicaceae. The transcript has 5 exons. Bases 94 to 909 code for a protein of 271 amino acids. The record is from RefSeq and is a predicted model, not a curated record.
GCACUUGCACUGCUGAGGAUCAGUAAACUCUCUCUCUCUCCCCCCCCCCCCCCCCUCCCCCUCUCUCUCUCUCUCUGUGGCUUUCUUCAAUAAAUGGCUCUUUUUGCUUCCAUCUCCACGUCUCUGCUCUCUAUAUCAACUACCCAAAUCCCCCGCCCUUUAAACUUUAAGAGGCGACUUUUCUGUCCCUUGGCUACUUUAAGACCACCUUCCCCUGAAUCACCACCACCAGUUUCCUCUAAGAACCACCACCCAUCAAAGCCUUUGGUUGAGUCAUCUAGACCUCCUCCUGAUUCAGGCUUCAACUACGCCCUUGCUAAUCCAUCUCCCAACCGAGUUGUUCAGUUCAUUCGUUCCACUGAGUCAAACAUUGAGAGGGCAAUUUUUGACUUUCGCUUCUUGGCGCUUCUGGCUGUAGUAGGCUCACUUGCUGGUUCCCUCUUGUGCUUUCUAAAUGGCUGUGUUUACAUUAUUGAUGCUUACAGAAUUUAUUGGACAAGCUGUGUCAAAGGAAUUCAUACAGGAAAGAUGGUUCUACGAUUAGUUGAAGCUAUUGAUGUUUAUCUUGCUGGGACUGUGAUGCUUAUAUUUGGCAUGGGCUUAUAUGGAUUAUUCAUCUGCAAUGUUCCUCCUGAUGCUCCUGCUAGUGAUGAUCGUGCCCUGAAAGGCUCAUCCUUGUUUGGAAUGUUUGCCUUGAAGGAAAGGCCAAAAUGGAUGAAAAUCAGCUCACUCGAUGAACUGAAGACAAAAGUGGGACAUGUUAUUGUCAUGAUUCUUUUAGUAAAGAUGUUUGAGAGGAGCAAGAUGGUGACGAUAGCCACUGGUGUAGAUCUACUAAGCUAUUCUGUUUGUAUUUUCUUAUCAUCUGCUUCUUUGUACAUCCUUUCAAACCUGCACAAGUCAGAAUAGAAAUUCCUGACCUAUGAUGCAUAUAAUGUAAUUAAAAACAUCUUCAGAGUAUAUUUCACAAAAAGAAACAAAAACAUCUUCCUGAGAA